AUGCUGCUCCUGCUACUUGUAUUGCUAGCAGUUCUCCUCCCAGGUGUUGACAAUCAAGAAGCCUCCCCAGGGCCGACCCCAUUCCAUAUCAUCCAAAUCUCAACCUUUGCCAACAGCACCUGGACAAAACAUUGUGGCUCAGGCUGGUUGGGUGAUCUGCAGAUUCAUGGCUGGGAUAGUGACACAGGCACUGCUAUAUUCCUGAAGCCCUGGUCUAAGGGCAACCUCAGAGAUAUGGAAGUCACAGAGAUGGACAAUAUCUGAUUCUACUACUUUGGAUUUACCAGGGAAGUGCAGGAACACAUACUUGACCUUCAGUUCAAAUACCCCUUAGAGAUCCAGAGCAUAGGAGGCUGUGAGCUACAGUCUGGGGGAGCCAUCGUAAGUUCCUGGAAGGGGGCUGUAGGAGGCCUGGAUUUCCUGAGCAUCAAUACUACCUGUUGGCCUGCCCCAGGACCCAGCAGCAGCAGCAGGGCACAGAAGGUCUGUGAAAUCUUUGCAUUGUACAAAGGCAUCUUUGACACAGUGGAGCACCUGCUCUAUGAAACCUGUCCCCGGUUUCUCUUGAGUGUCUUGGAAGCAGGGAAGGUGGACCUCCAGAGACAAGGUCAUAUCAGGACAUUUAGGGAGGACUUAUUAUGUCACCUCACAUCUGUGAUAAAUAUGUACAACUCAGAAACUUCAGAUGUCAGACCAAUUGGAAUCUCAUAUUUCAGGAGAUGA
Messenger RNA from Urocitellus parryii (Arctic ground squirrel), 723 nucleotides. Lineage: Eukaryota; Metazoa; Chordata; Mammalia; Rodentia; Sciuridae. The record is from RefSeq and is a predicted model, not a curated record.